GGGUGAUAUGGCAAGUUGGUCCGACACUGUGCAGAAGGGUAAUUCACAUAGUGCAUGUAGGCCAGAUCUCAUGCUUAUUGCAUUUGUAAAUGAUCAAAGGGUUGAUAUUCUAAAUUUGGAGACUGGUUGUCCAGAUUCUUCUAAAUGA
Entrophospora candida is the source of this 148-nucleotide messenger RNA. The record is from the annotation of a GenBank genome assembly. Lineage: Eukaryota; Fungi; Glomeromycota; Glomeromycetes; Entrophosporales; Entrophosporaceae.